This is a messenger RNA of Aspergillus campestris IBT 28561, 4795 nucleotides long. It is a transcript of the gene ino80, whose product is annotated as chromatin-remodeling ATPase INO80. Gene Ontology annotation, biological process: chromatin remodeling; DNA-templated transcription; DNA repair. NCBI's taxonomy places the organism in Eukaryota, Fungi, Ascomycota, Eurotiomycetes, Eurotiales, Aspergillaceae. The record is from RefSeq and is a predicted model, not a curated record. The coding region runs from base 291 to 4655 and encodes 1454 amino acids. Gene Ontology annotation, molecular function: histone binding; ATP hydrolysis activity; ATP-dependent chromatin remodeler activity. Gene Ontology annotation, cellular component: Ino80 complex; nucleus. The transcript is spliced from 3 exons.
CGGCGGCAUCGUACUCCUCCCAUUCGGCCUCGGGCACGCCGCAGUUUCCCCUGCCGCGACCCUACUCCGGUUCCUCCCUACCGGCGAACUCCGCCUACGGCCACCACUCGCCCUCCCGCAAUCAUCAUCCAUCCGGUCGACUCGACGGCUACCUCUCGCCCAAGCGGGAGGCCGACUCGCCGUACCCCGUGGGCGGUCCCGCCGUCGCCGGGUACCCGUCCGCCAUCGUGCGAGAACCCCGACGCGCCUCCCCCCCAAAGGAAACGAAACCCGCCCGAGCCGCCGAUCCGAUGUCGUUCGCCAGCAUCCUGUCCGGUCCGGCGGAGGAACGUUCCCCACCCAAGAGGCCCUCCCCGCUCCCCGACACCGCCCCGCAGGCGACCGCCCCCGCGCCGGCGCCGGCGCCCCCCACUCCCGCCGCGGCCGCGACACCCCCGGCGGUCAAAGAGGUGGAAACCACCCCGGCGCCCCGGCCGGAGAAGAAGACCCCCGCGGAGCGCCGCCGCCGGAACGCCGACAAGAAGGCGGCCGAUGCCGCCGCGACCAACGGCGCGCCGGGAUCCCACAUUACCUACCCCACCCGGCCCCGCAAGAUGCUCUCCGAACGUGACAUGGAAGCGGUGAACCGUGCCUUGGCCGACAUCGACCAUGCGGACAAGAGUGACGUCGAGAGCCCCGGGUUCGAGGCCGAACAGGAACGCUACACCCUCAAGGGCAAGAAGCGUGCCUUUGGGGCCGAGAAGGCCGAGAAUAUCCGACGCAAGCGCCGUCGCCACGAUUUCCUGGUCCGGCUGGGCAAAACCUUUGAAAAGCAAGCCGCCCUGGGCAUGGACCGGUUCCGCCUCGCCAACGAAUCCUCCGUCAUCGCCGAGGUCCAGGCUAAGGAGGUCCAGGACGAGAAGGAGCGCAAGAAGGACAUGCAGCGCAAGCGCCGGCGGGAGAACACGGUGCGCCUGGAGAUGCAGAAGAAGCUGGAGGCGGAGCGCAAGGCCCACAAGGCCCAAGACUCCGCCGAGAAGGCCAAAUUCCUGCGCGAGGCUGAGCGCGCCCAGCGGAAGAUCAAGACCACCAAACGCGCCCUGGAGGGCGUCACGGCUCCCGAGGAGAUCGGCGAGGUCACUCCGCUGGCCCCCAACCUCGAGGGCGGCACCACCAGCUCUUUCCACAUCGGCCGCAGUUCCCCGUCUCGCCGCAAGUCCGGCCGCAGCGGAAACUCUAGCCGACCCAAGAAGUCCAAGGAGCAGAAGCAAGCCGAGAAGGAUGCCGCCGAGGCCGCCUACGCCGCCAUGGAGAACGACGAACCCCUGCCGCUCGCGCCCAAGGAAGCCGCUGCCGCCGCUGCCGCCGCCCCUCGCAAGGACGCGCUCAAGAAGGAAGCCAAGGGCGGCCUCUCGAAGGAAUCCACCCCUGUGCCCGUCUCCGCCUACGAGACCAAGGGUUACAAUCAGAUCUACGAACAGAUCUGGCGCGACAUCGCCCGCAAGGACAUCCCCAAGGUCUACCGGGUCAAGGCCAUCUCCCUCAGCACCCGCCAGGAGAACCUGCGCAAGACCGCCCAGUUGGCCAGCAAGCAAUCCCGCAAGUGGCAGGAACGCACCAACAAGAGCAUGAAGGACACCCAGGCCCGCGCCAAGCGCACCAUGCGCGAGAUGAUGUCCUUCUGGAAGCGCAACGAGCGCGAGGAGCGCGACCUCCGCCGUCUCGCCGAGAAACAGGAGAUCGAGUCGGCCAAGAAGGCCGAGGCCGAGCGCGAGGCCAACCGCCAGCGCCGCAAGCUCAACUUCCUCAUCUCCCAGACCGAGCUGUACUCCCAUUUCAUCGGGCGCAAGAUCCAGGGCGUCGACGACGCGGAGGGCGAGACGGCUGGGGAGAGCGGCGGCAGUGGCGCCGCCGGUGCUGGUGCUGGUGCUGGCGCCCCGUCCGGACCAGAGGGCCAGGUCACCAGUUUCGAGGAUCUCGAUUUUGACGCCGAGGACGAGUCCGCCCUACAGGCCGCGGCGCGGGCCAACGCGCAGAACGCCGUCCAGCAGGCCCAGGACCGGGCGCGGGCCUUCAACGAGCAGGAUCCGAUGGCGACGAUGGACGAGGGCGAGUUGAACUUCCAGAACCCCACCAGUCUCGGAGACAUCGAGAUCUCGCAGCCGAACAUGCUCAACGCCAAGCUGAAGGAGUACCAGCUCAAGGGCCUGAACUGGCUCGUCAACCUGUACGAGCAAGGCAUCAACGGCAUCCUGGCCGACGAGAUGGGCCUGGGCAAGACGAUCCAGUCCAUCUCCGUGAUGGCGUACCUGGCCGAGGUCCACAACAUCUGGGGCCCCUUCCUCGUCAUCGCCCCGGCGUCGACCCUGCACAACUGGCAGCAGGAGAUCACCAAGUUCGUGCCCAACAUCAAGGUCCUGCCGUACUGGGGAUCAGCCAAGGACCGCAAGAUCCUCCGCAAGUUCUGGGACCGCAAGCACAUCACCUACACCAAGGAGUCCGAGUUCCACGUGCUGGUGACCUCGUACCAGCUGGUCGUGCUGGACGCGCAGUACUUCCAAAAGGUGAAGUGGCAGUACAUGAUCCUGGACGAGGCCCAGGCCAUCAAGUCCUCCCAGAGCUCCCGGUGGAAGAACCUGCUGGGCUUCUCCUGCCGGAACCGGCUCCUCCUGACGGGGACGCCGAUCCAGAACAACAUGCAGGAGCUGUGGGCCCUGCUCCACUUCAUCAUGCCCACGCUGUUCGACUCGCACGACGAGUUCAGCGAGUGGUUCUCCAAGGACAUCGAGUCCCACGCCCAGAGCAACACCAAGCUGAACGAGGACCAGCUGAAGCGGCUCCACAUGAUCCUCAAGCCCUUCAUGCUGCGCCGUGUCAAGAAACACGUGCAGCAGGAGCUCGGCGACAAGGUCGAGAAGGACAUCUUCUGCGACCUCACCUACCGCCAGAGGGCCUACUACACCAACCUGCGGAACCGCGUCAGCAUCAUGGACCUGAUCGAGAAGGCCGCGGUGGGCGACGAGGCCGACAGCACCACCCUGAUGAACCUCGUGAUGCAGUUCCGCAAGGUCUGCAACCACCCGGACCUGUUCGAGCGCGCCGAGACCAAGUCACCCUUCUCCACCGCCUUCUUCGCCGAGACCGCGUCGUUCGUCCGGGAGGGGUCCUUUGUCGACGUCGGGUACUCGACGCGCAACCUCAUCGAAUACCCGCUCCCGCGGCUCCUGUGCAGCUCGGCGGGGCGGCUGGACGUCGCCGGCCCCGACAACGUGCACGCCGGGUUCCGGGGCCGGUACCUGGCCCACCUGAUGAACGUCUUCGCCCCCGAGCACAUCCGGCAGAGCGUGGCGGAGGACGGCGCGUUUGCGUUUCUGCGGUUUGCGGACACCUCCGUGGGCGAGGCGGCCACGCUCGCGCGGCUCGGCGUGUUUGAGCGCGCCGUCCGCCGCCGGGGCCAGCCCCCCCACCACCAUCACGACCGCUUGGCCCGCCUGCAGAUUGCCUACGACGCGGACGAGGCGGACGAGACCACCGCCACCACCCUCCUUCCCCACACGCUCUUCAACAUCGUCGAGCGGAACGACCCCCGCGCCGUGCAGGAGAUCCUCCCCGAGGGGUGCAUGGGGGCCCUCAUGUCCGUGUCCCAGUCGAGCUUUGCCCGCGAGGGCCUCGGCACCAUCGAGCCGUGCGCCAGUCCGGCGGCCUCGGCGCCGCCGAUCGUCCUCUCGUCGUCCAGCAGCGCGACCCAGCAGGAGAUGCGGGACCGCCUCCUGUUCCCCAUCUCCGUCCGGCACGCGCUCUACAGCACGCCAUCGCGCGAGGUGGAGGCGCAGAUCCUGGAGCAGCGGGUGGACCCGGCCCCCUACGCGGUGGCGCCGAUGCUGCCGGCGCCGCUGUCGACCAAGGGCCGCUACACGCACAUCGAGGUGCCGUCGAUGCGGCGGUUCGUCACGGACUCGGGCAAGUUGGCCAAGCUGGACGAGCUGCUGCGGGAGCUGAAGGCGGGCGGGCACCGGGUGCUGCUCUACUUCCAGAUGACGCGGAUGAUCGACCUCAUGGAGGAGUACCUGACGUACCGCAACUACAAGUACUGCCGGCUGGACGGCAGCACGAAGCUGGAGGACCGGCGCGACACGGUGGCGGACUUCCAGCAGCGGUCCGACAUCUUCGUCUUUCUGCUGUCGACGCGGGCGGGUGGUCUGGGCAUCAACCUGACGGCGGCCGACACGGUGAUCUUCUACGACUCGGACUGGAACCCGACGAUCGACUCGCAGGCGAUGGACCGGGCGCACCGACUGGGCCAGACGCGGCAGGUGACGGUGUACCGGCUGAUCACGCGGGGCACGAUCGAGGAGCGGAUCCGCAAGCGGGCGCUGCAGAAGGAGGAGGUGCAGCGGGUGGUGAUCUCGGGCGGCGCGGCGGGCGGCGUGGAUUUCAACACGCGGAACCGCGAGAGCCGGACCAAGGACAUUGCGCUGUGGCUGGCGGACGACGAGCAGGCGGAGCUCAUCGAGCAAAAGGAGAAGGAGGCGCUGGACCGGGGCGAGGUGUUUGGAGCGGCCAAGGCUGGCAAGAAGGCGGCGCAGAAGCGGAAGAAGGACGUGACGAUGGACGAACUGUACCACGAGGGUGGGUUUUCCUUUCCCAUCUUUCCGCAUUGCAAGUAUACAGACUGAUCAUUUGUACAGGCGAAGGCAACUUCGACGAUGCCAGCGCGAAGCCGUCAGGUGCGGUGACGCCGGUGUCAGAGACGGUGGGCACGCCGUCGUCGACGCCCGUGCCCAAACGCGGCCGCGGAGGGACAGGCAAGGGUUCC